AUGGGUGCUUCCUCUGACUCGCCGUCUGCAUUGUGGAUUGCGGGUGCAAUGAUAUAUAGCUGGAGGGAGGAAUAUGGAUUGAAUAUCAUUGCCCGAGGAAAAGAAGCGUUUGGUGCGGGAUGUAUCUUUGUAGAUAAGAGCUGA
Sclerotinia sclerotiorum 1980 UF-70 is the source of this 144-nucleotide messenger RNA. RefSeq lists its product with no specific name. The coding region runs from base 1 to 144 and encodes 47 amino acids. The record is from RefSeq and is a predicted model, not a curated record. NCBI's taxonomy places the organism in Eukaryota, Fungi, Ascomycota, Leotiomycetes, Helotiales, Sclerotiniaceae. The transcript has 2 exons.